Messenger RNA from Leptosia nina, 1401 nucleotides. The record is from the annotation of a GenBank genome assembly. Lineage: Eukaryota; Metazoa; Arthropoda; Insecta; Lepidoptera; Pieridae.
AUGGCUCAAAGCAAUCAAGUGAACCUUGACAUGGGUGAAGAGGAGGCAGAAGAUAAUUCUCCUCGGUUGGGCGCCCUAACCAGGAUGGAUUCUGUUAAUAGACCCCUGGCUGCUAACCGACCCAAUAUUGGUCUAGGAGAUAGACUCAAUAGCAUGUUUAGAGAAAUUCGACCCUUAGUGGAACAUGCCAGAAUGGGUAAUAAUGCUCGCCUAUCUCUACCAACAUGGUUGCCAAGAAACCCUCCAACUACUCAACAGAUUGGUGAAGGACCACAGAGGCCUCAGAGUUCCAUAGCACAUGUUAAUCUAGGGCCCACUGCUCAAACCUACAUUGUCACAGAUAGGGGGACACCAUCAACUGCACCUAGGGCCCAAACCAGCCACAGUUUGAAUAAUAGUGUUUCUAAUGAUUCAAAUAUAUCGGAGCAAGAUGCAGAUGAUAUCAAUAUUUCAGUGAAUCCAGCCAAUAAUAACAACAUUAAUGAUACUGCUGAAGACAGUCAAAGUGAUGAUGGAACACAGCAGGUUGUUGAUGUCCGCGGAACAUUAAAUCUUCUGCUUCGAUAUGCCCCGUUUUACUUCAUAUUGUUCAUAAAAUACUUGUAUGAUAGUCGGGAAGCUAUUUUCACAUUUCUAAUCUUGCUGUGCACAUUCUCUCACAGUGAUAGUCUUGUUCGGAGAGAACAUGGAAAACAAAUGAAUCGAAGCUUUCUAGCCCUACUCAGCGAGCUGUUAUUCUCAUCAAGUUGUAUAGUCAUAGUGCACUUUCUAUUUGGCCAUGGACGGCUUCUUCCCAAUGUCAUUAUGUUCCCAGGAUAUACUGAACCUAUAGAUGUGUGGGAGUUAAUGUGGCUGGUUGUGUUAACAGAUAUUAUUGUUAAGAUUAUAACCGUGGAUACAAAAAUCGUAGUCACAAUGAUGCCGUCUUUUGUUUUACCUUAUCAGAAACGGGGUAAAGUAUAUUUAUUUACUGAGGCCGUGUCUCAACUGUACCGUGCCCUCAUCACCAUCCAACCAUGGAUAUUCUUCUUGAUGCAAUCCUACGAAGGUUCGGAGAAGAUGGUCGGUGUGUUCCUUACUUCUGUAUAUGUGUUUGCUAAAGUAGUUGAGGUUAUUGUUAGGCUUCGGCUUUUCAAGAAUGCAACAUGGACACUAUUGCAAAGUGUGAACUUGGGCACAAAACCAACUGGCGAGCAACUAGUGUCGGCUGGAGAUUCGUGCCCUAUAUGUCACGACGAUUACACCACGCCAGUUCGGUUGGGUUGCAGUCACAUAUUCUGUGAGCUAUGUAUAGCCGCCUGGUUGGAUCGGGAGCAUACUUGUCCACUCUGCCGGGCUAAAGUAGCAGAUGAGCCUACUUGGAGGGAUGGAUCUACUACAUAUGAGUUGCAGUUAUAUUAA